Cuscuta campestris is the source of this 1553-nucleotide messenger RNA. Lineage: Eukaryota; Viridiplantae; Streptophyta; Magnoliopsida; Solanales; Convolvulaceae. The record is from the annotation of a GenBank genome assembly.
CACAGCAAUCUGGACCUUCCUCAACUCUCGCUCCCAACUGAAUCGAUUGGAAAACAGCCUGCCUAGCUACAAUGAUGUCCUCAUCGUCACCAUCGUCAAACGUGGUCGCCGCCGCCGCCGUGGGAUCAUCAUCGUCCCAAGGAGGAGGAGCUGCUGCUGCUGCUGCUGCUAAUGAUGUGACCUUUAAGGCGGAUGUUGUGGUGUCACCAAAUCCCUCCAUAGCCGAAGCUCUGGCGACAGCCCCGCCGCCGCCCGCUCCAUUCGGGAUUCACGUCAUGGCCGGGACGUACGAAGAGUACGUCACCAUCAGCAGGAGCAACGUCACCUUGUUCGGAGAUGGCAUCGGGAACACCAUCAUCACCGGAAAGCGCAAUCGUGCUGACGGCCCCACCACCUCUGACACCGCCACCCUCAGUAAGUANGCUGCUGCUGCUAAUGAUGUGACCUUUAAGGCGGAUGUUGUGGUGUCACCAAAUCCCUCCAUAGCCGAAGCUCUGGCGACAGCCCCGCCGCCGCCCGCUCCAUUCGGGAUUCACGUCAUGGCCGGGACGUACGAAGAGUACGUCACCAUCAGCAGGAGCAACGUCACCUUGUUCGGAGAUGGCAUCGGGAACACCAUCAUCACCGGAAAGCGCAAUCGUGCUGACGGCCCCACCACCUCUGACACCGCCACCCUCAUUGUGGAGGGAGUAGAGUUCAUUGGUGCAUAUAUGACGGUGCGGAACGAGUCGGGCCCGCAGAAGAACCAGGCGGUGGCGAUGAGGGCGAGCGCCAACCACGUCGCCUUCUACAAGUGCAGUUUCGAAGGGUACCAAGACACGCUCUACCCUGAAAAGGGGAAUCCGUUCUACAAGAAAUGCCAGAUCUACGGCACCAUAGACUUCAUCUUCUCCCAGAGCGGCAGGGUGGUCCUCCAAGACUGCGGCAUCCACGUCCGCGACCCCCGCCCCAAGACCACCAACACCAUCACGGCCGACGGCAGGGAUGUGCCCGACGACAUCAACGGCGGCGGGAUAUGCAUCCACCGCUGCCAGAUCUUGGCCACGCCGGAGCUCCUCCGGGCCAUGGCGGAGGAGAAGGCGGCCGGUGGGAGCAUAGAGUCGUACUUGGGACGCCCGUGGAAGAAGUACUCCCGCACCGUCAUCAUGAGGACUAACAUUGAAGGCGGCUUCCUGAACCCCGCUGGAUGGACGAAGUGGCCCGGUGCCCCAGACGAUACGUAUAACACGGUCUACUACGUCGAGUACCAAAACUCCGGGGACGGGGCGGCCACCGACGGACGGGUCGCCUGGAAAGGCUACAUUAGGGAUGGCUUUGACCCUUCAAAGUUCACCGUCGCCGCAUUCAUCGACGGCAACUCCUGGCUCCCGGCCACCGGUAUUCCCUUCACUCCAGGCCUGCAGGAUGAUGAUGAACCUGCUGCUGCAGCCCAUCCAUCUGAUCCUCUGUCCAUCCAUGACCCAUAACUCCAUAAGCCCAGCAUAGCCCGGCUUUUAUUUAUUUAUUUAUUUAUUUAUUUAUUCAUUAGUCGCAAUUAAAACAGCUAGCGUAUC